This is a messenger RNA of Thamnophis sirtalis, 3607 nucleotides long. Lineage: Eukaryota; Metazoa; Chordata; Lepidosauria; Squamata; Natricidae. The record is from RefSeq and is a predicted model, not a curated record.
GCGUGGCCGGAGCGAAGCAGCUUUUGCAGCCGGGCAGCAACAGCGCGCAGAGGGAGAGGGAGAGAGAAGGCAAAGCCGUCGCUGCCUAUCACGAGCCUUUCCCUCGCCACUGGUUGCCGCCUCCGCCGCGGACGCCUGCCUCAGCUCACCUCGCUUCGCCUGCCUUUCCUCCCUCCUUCCCGCCCCAGGCGUCAGUGCCACAGGACGGCCAGGGCCACUAAAGGUCUGGUGGACGGCAGCCGCAGAACCAGCACCUUCCUUCUAGCCAAGAGCGCGGCAGGCGUCCUGGGCUUGAGAGAGAGUCAUGACAGCUGAAAAGGCUAUCCCUGUAAUUAAUGGCAAACCCGAAGAUGCUCCGGAUCCUGAAGCCUCCAGCACCAAUUUGGUCCACAGCAACGAUAAGAAGGUGCACGAAAGAGGCCAUUGGAACAAUAAAAUUGAAUUUAUGCUAUCUGUGGCAGGGGAGAUUAUUGGGUUGGGGAACGUGUGGCGAUUCCCAUAUCUCUGCUACAAAAAUGGAGGAGGUGCCUUCCUUAUACCCUAUGUCAUUUUCUUCAUUUGCUGUGGAAUACCAGUGUUUUUCUUGGAAACUGCUUUGGGACAAUUUACUAGUGAAGGAGGAAUUACAUGCUGGAGAAAAGUUUGCCCACUGUUUGAAGGGAUUGGAUAUGCCACCCAGGUCAUUGAAGCACAUUUGAAUGUUUACUAUAUCAUCAUUUUAGCAUGGGCUAUUUUUUAUCUAUUUAACUGUUUCACAGUGGACCUUCCCUGGGCAACCUGUGGUCAUGAGUGGAAUACAGAACAUUGUGUGGAAUUUCAGAAACUUAAUAUGAGCAAUUGCACUCAACAAUAUUUGCAGAAUGCUACUUCUCCAGUCAUGGAAUUUUGGGAACGAAGAGUCUUGGCCAUAUCAGACGGUAUUGAACACAUUGGGAAUCUUCGCUGGGAACUGUCACUAUGUCUUCUGGCUGCCUGGACUAUCUGUUACUUUUGUAUUUGGAAAGGUACAAAGUCAACUGGCAAGGUUGUAUAUGUAACUGCUACAUUUCCAUACGUCAUGUUGUUGAUUCUACUGGUUCGAGGAGUAACAUUACCUGGGGCUACUGAAGGAAUAAAAUUCUACUUAUAUCCUGACCUAUCUCGUCUUUCUGACCCACAGGUCUGGGUAGAUGCUGGAACACAGAUAUUUUUCUCCUAUGCUAUCUGCCUGGGAUGCUUGACAGCCCUAGGAAGCUACAAUAACUACAAUAAUAACUGUUAUAGAGACUGCAUUAUGCUCUGUUGCCUGAACAGUGGUACAAGCUUUGUGGCUGGUUUUGCCAUCUUUUCUGUUCUUGGCUUUAUGGCUUUUGAACAGGGGGUUCCAAUAGCAGAAGUUGCAGAAUCAGGGCCUGGACUUGCUUUCAUUGCAUAUCCAAAGGCGGUAACAAUGAUGCCUCUUUCUCCAUUGUGGGCAACUUUGUUUUUCAUGAUGCUUAUAUUCCUUGGAUUAGAUAGUCAGUUUGUGUGUGUUGAGAGUCUUGUGACAGCAGUGGUGGAUAUGUACCCCAAGGUUUUCCGGAGGGGAUACAGAAGAGAAAUGUUGAUUCUAGCUCUUUCAAUUGUGUCUUACUUUCUUGGUUUAAUCAUGUUAACAGAGGGUGGAAUGUAUGUUUUCCAACUAUUUGAUUCUUAUGCUGCUAGUGGAAUGUGCCUUCUUUUUGUUGCUAUAUUUGAAUGUAUCUGCAUUGGCUGGUUUUAUGGAAGCAAUCGGUUUUACGACAACAUUGAAGAUAUGAUUGGAUACAGACCACUGGUAAUGUUUAAAUGGUGUUGGAUGUUCCUUACUCCUGGCAUUUGUGCAGGCAUCUUCAUAUUUUUCCUGGUGAAAUAUAAACCUUUGAAGUACAACAAUGUAUAUAUAUACCCGGACUGGGGUUAUGGUAUUGGAUGGAUGAUGGCUCUCUCCUCCAUGGUCUGCAUUCCUUUGGGGAUCUGUGUACAACUCUGGAAAACAGAAGGAACCAUCAUGGAGAGAUUCAGAAAACUGAUUGUAGCUAGCCCAGAUCUGAAAAUGAGAGGAAAGAUCAGAACUGGCUCAUACGUUGCUACAGCAAAUGACUACGAUGCCAAACUGAAAGGUGAUGGCAACAUUUCAGCCAUUACAGAAAAAGAGACACAUUUCUAAAUGAACUAUUAUUAUUAUUUUUGUAAAAAUGAAGACAUAAAUAAAUGAACGAAUCCUUCACUUAAUUAUAGAAAGCAGCUUGUUUUGCACAACUUUAUUAACAAGUUAAUUUUAAAGUGAACUUGUAUAAUUGUUUAAAAGUGAUUUUUAAGUAUUAUAUAAGUAACAAUUAUAUAUAAAUAUAUAUAAAUAUAUAUAAAAAUGAAAUAGAAUUCUUUGUUAGUGAUGACUUGUAAUAUUGUGAUUCUGGUGUUUUUAUAGCGCCUAGAAGGAUCUGUAUAAUCUGUGGUAAAAUGUUUACACUUUUUUAAGGCAUGUGUUGUAUAGUUACUACACCCUCUAAUUUGUAAGCAUGUCCAACCGUUUCAGCUUCUACUGUAUGUAUAUAAAGGGAAUCACAAUGUCAUUAUUUUAGUAUCUGUAAGGGUACUUUCUUCAGAUAUGUAGCUUUGUUUAACACCUAACUUCCUGAAUUGGGGCCUGAUCCAAUACCAUGGAUGUUGAUCUAAAUCUUUCUGUGGAGCACCAGAGUUGUUUACUGGAGCACUGAUAGCCUUCAGUCAUGCUUGUGUAUUGUAUAAGUAAAGAAAUGAUACAAGCCUACCUUGGCCAGGCCAAACAUUGACAUUUGGCAAGCCUGUUUUCAUGCUUUUCUGCUCAGCGCUUUGAAUCCAAUUUCUGCUUUGGACUUGUGUUGUUCUUGAAUAACACACUCCACAUCUCAUGGAGUCAUCUUGGAAGCUUUUGGAGUUUCAACGGCGGCCUCUUCAAUACAAUUUCCCAUUGCUAGAAUCUAUGCAUUGCCUUUUUCAAGUUAUAGAUGUGGUAAUGUAACCUGUCUUUAAAAUUAAAGAAACCUUUAGACCAGUCCUAUGCACAGAUAAAUUCCAUUGUGUUUAAAAGGCCUUCCUAUCUGGUAAACAUGAAGAGGAUCUGUUUUUCAUUGUCUUGAGAUGAUUCGCUGAUAUGGAUUGUCACAUAUAGAAUGUUGCUUUCAUACAGAUGCCCCAACUCAAGAACUAUUCUAUGAAUAUGAUUUCUAUUUGCUGCUAUUCACCAAUAGCUUUACACACAUUCAUGUGGUUUGAUAUGGUCUAAAGCAAUGUUUCUUAUUUGUUGUCCUUGUUAAUUUCCAUAUUUACUACUUAAUCCAUUCAAUUCUUAGACUUAUUUUUUAAUGUAUUGCUGGAAAAUUGGUUACAAUUUUCUAAUUAUGGAGGGGUUUUUCUGGGACAAAAUGUGAAGAUGAUAAAGAGCAAUGGCAUUGUGAUAACUUCUUGUGAUGUGCAGUAGGAAACAAUAAUGCUCAUUUUUGAAGUAUAUGCAGUAUUAUUCAAAAGUAAAGAAGAGAUGAGAUUUAUGUACACUUUUACACAAAAUUUUUAUUUGGUAUUCAAGGAAGCACAACAUUUUGUUUGCUUACUUUUUAAAAAAAUUAAA